CCGAUCAGUUUUAAAAGACACGCCAAACAGUGCGAAACGUUCUCGAACGCUACGGAAGAGCAAAUUAAGUACAGAACCAAUACAAAAGUUCGGGAGUUCGCGUUGUUUGAGUUGAAAACAAAAGUAAAAUUUAAUUCAUUUCAAAAUAAACAAACAGAAAUCGACACAAAAUGCACAGCAAACUGUUGGACGAGCUGAAUGAAAACGGCUACAUUGUCAUCGAGGACUUCCUCACUGCCGAGGAAGUGGACUCCCUGUACCAGGCGGGAAGAGCUCUGUGCCUGGAUGCUCCGCAGAACAACAGGAAGAUCUUCAGCACCAUAAAGCAGGAGGAUGCACAGGGAAAGGAGCUGUACUUCAUGGAGUCGGGAGACAAAGUGCGUUACUUCUUCGAGAAGGGCGCGGUGGGAGAUGAGGGCCAGCUGCUGGUGGAUCCCAUGAUCGCCCUGAACAAAGUGGGGCAUGCUCUGCACGUGGAGCAUCCUGCCUUCAAUGCCAUCACGUUUAGCAACCGGGUUCGGGAGAUCUGCUGGCAGUUGAACUACAAUAAGCCGGCCGUCUGCCAAAGUAUGUAUAUCUACAAGAAUCCCGGAGUGGGUGGCGAGGUGACGCCACAUCAGGACUCGUGGUUCCUGCACACGGAUCCCAACUCGGCGGUGGGCUUUUGGCUGGCCCUCGAGGACUGCACCCUGCAGAACGGCUGUUUGCAGUUCAUCAAGGGAUCACACAAGAGUGGAGUCCACAGGCGCUACCUCCGCAAUCCCGACAAGGAUGCCAGCGAACUGAUGGUCUACGAUCGGGCAGCUCCCAUUUAUCCGCAGUCCAGCUUCACACCAAUGCAAGUCAGCAAGGGCACCUGCAUUAUAAUCCACGGAAAUGUGGUGCACAAGAGUGAGCCGAAUCGCUCGCAAAAGAGUCGCCACGCCUACACUUUCCACGUCAUCGAGACUGAGAACAACGUCAAGUAUUCGGAGGACAAUUGGCUGCAGGCGCCGAAGGAUAAGCCAUUCCCCGUCCUCUUCGAACGCAAGGCCUAAGGGUCUGGUGGAGAUCGUUAUUCGGUAUUUUCGCAUAUAAGACUCUAGUGACUCUUUAAGUUUCUUUGUACACGCCAAGAUGUAUGAUGUAAUUGUAAAUGUAAAGAAUAAACUUGCUACUGUAUUAAAAUCUGAA
Messenger RNA from Drosophila mauritiana, 1173 nucleotides. RefSeq names its product phytanoyl-CoA dioxygenase domain-containing protein 1 (gene Phyhd1). Lineage: Eukaryota; Metazoa; Arthropoda; Insecta; Diptera; Drosophilidae. The record is from RefSeq and is a predicted model, not a curated record. The transcript has 3 exons. Bases 171 to 1037 code for a protein of 288 amino acids.